Paramuricea clavata is the source of this 635-nucleotide messenger RNA. The record is from the annotation of a GenBank genome assembly. Lineage: Eukaryota; Metazoa; Cnidaria; Anthozoa; Malacalcyonacea; Plexauridae.
AUGCCUGCUACUCGACCUAGCACAAGACUUCAACGUCGUGCACAACCAGCAGCACCACGUCGUCCAUCCUCUCGGAGAAGAACAGCAACCGCCAGUGCCACCACUAUGCAGCAACCAGAGUCAAGUGGAGUUAGUUGUGAGGCGUCUUCCUCCGUGGCCACAACGUCAGCACCUGAUGCAGCAUCGCCAGCGACGACUGUUCCUAAUGAAACGGUUCAACGGAUCGUCUCCGCCGUCUCCCAAGCUGUGCUAGCGUCACUCAAUGGAACCUGCACCACUACUCUUCCGCCGCCAUCUUCAGCUGUGGAAACGAGGGAAUUGCCUAUGGUAGUGUCUGGUAUAGCUAGUUUUGCAGACGCUACUAUGCAGGGGCCGGUAGCAUCUGCCUUAAAUAAUCUUUCAGGUGAGACUAGUUUUAUCCAAGUCUCACCGCCUGUAGAGCCGGGUCUGCCUAAAUUUAAUUCCAUCAAUGUACCCAUUGAUGCGAAUGUGAGCGCAAAAGUUAAGGCCAAGAUUUGGUCUCACAAAUUCGUCGAUUUUGGUGUUUUAAUUAGCUCAGGGGCAGGUGAUACCCGGUAUCACUUGUCUGUGAGCUCCCAAAACGGUUCAGCUUUGCCGACGUUGUCUUUGGAACC